AUGAAGCAGACAUCAGUUCACGUAAAGGCUGAGUACUUCAAUUCCAAGCGUGACCCAACCACCCCAGUGCGUAACACUUUUGCUGAUCCUCCACCUGCUUCAGUACCCACCCCAGCCUCACCUCAACAUUCUACUCCCGCCCCAAGUACCCAGGGUACCCCACACCCAAAAAGGAAGGAUAGCUGUCAACAUACCUUCAGCAAUAGCAAGCAUGGCAGACAUGGCAACCACCACCAGUCUAGUGGAAGCAACCCUCCCAAGACAAGUGAUCGGGCGCCACUCCCCUUCACACCCAAGCCUAGGUUCGAGGUCUUCACUACCCUCAACACCACCUACGAGAAUGUCCUAGUGCACGAGGCACUUAUCAUACCCAAGCCUCCCCCCCGGACACCAGACAACAAGCCUAUGCCUAACACGGGUGUCUUAUGUCGCUUUCAUCAGUUCGGUGGCCACGAUACCGAAUCUUGUGUUGCAUUGCACAACAUCAUUGAAGGCCUUAUUCGUGAGGGCAAGCUGGACAAAUAUGUGCACCAUCUCCCACCCCCUCCACCUAACCCUCACUAA
Prunus armeniaca (apricot) is the source of this 564-nucleotide messenger RNA. The record is from the annotation of a GenBank genome assembly. Lineage: Eukaryota; Viridiplantae; Streptophyta; Magnoliopsida; Rosales; Rosaceae.